Molecule: messenger RNA, 2070 nt
Organism: Physella acuta
Lineage: Eukaryota; Metazoa; Mollusca; Gastropoda; Physidae
Product: tyrosyl-DNA phosphodiesterase 2-like
Biological process (GO): double-strand break repair
Cellular component (GO): cytoplasm; PML body
Molecular function (GO): 5'-tyrosyl-DNA phosphodiesterase activity; protein binding; single-stranded DNA binding
Source: RefSeq, a predicted model, not a curated record
CAUGUCUCACAAUGAGCUAGAAAUUCUGGCUGAUACAGAUGAAGCCAAUUUACCAUCUAGGAUGGAAUGUGAAGAAAGAUGCCAGACUUUUGCAGAAAUAACCAACACAGACACGGCGUUGGCCAUGUAUUACCUUCAGGACAGAGAUUGGGAUGUGCAGAGAGCAGUCGAUGAUUAUUUCAAUGCAAAUAGAGAAGACACAGGCACAGUGAAGAAGAGUCAGAUAUCUUCAGCGUCAUUAACAGACCCCAGUCGGUCCACGUCAUUAAAAGACUCAAGUGUAUCCACGUCGUUGAAAGACUCAAGUGUAUCCACGUCAUUGAAAGACCCCAGUGUAUCCGCGUCAUUGAAAGACUCAAGUGUAUCCACGUCAUUGAAAGACUCAAGUGUAUCCACGUCAUUAAAAGAGUAUAUUGGAUCCGGAUCAGAUGGGAGUAAGGCUUGCCUAACCACAUGCCCACCAUUACUACAGCCCCAAAGUGAAAACCGAAUCAGAAUUUUAUCUUGGAACAUUGACGGUCUAGACAGAGCCAACCUACAGUCUAGAACAGAAGGGGUGUGCAGUGUAUUGUUACUAGAAAACCCAGAAGUCAUUUUCCUCCAGGAAGUGGUUGAUGACAGUCUGAAGAUCCUCAAGGCCAAGUGUGUCAACUUUCAUUUCUUCCUGGGGGCAGAGGAUAAGAUGCGUGUCCCAGGAGCAUACUAUACUGCGAUGCUACUACGUGAAGAUGUCGUCCAAGUUGAUUGUGCACAAAUUGCUGAGUUCCCCAAAAGUCUGAUGGACAGAACUCUUUUAGAAGUCCAGUGCAAGGUCAAGGGUAUCCCAAUGACCUUGAUGACCAGCCAUCUUGAGAGUACAGCUGAGUACAGUGAGGAGAGGGUGAGGCAACUGAGGAUGGCAUUCAAGCGCAUGAACUCUCUAUCAGCUGAGCAGACUAUUAUCUUUGGUGGUGACCUUAAUCUCCGCGACAAGGAAGUGAAAGGCCUCAACACCCCACUGGAUAUCCGCGACAUCUGGGAAAUUACAGGCAAGCGCCAGGAGGCCAAGUUCACCUGGGACCUGACCAUCAACGACAACAAGCAACUGGGCGGCAGGUUCCAGCCGCGCUGUCGCUUUGACCGCCUGUAUAUCAAGCACGGGAAAACUGCGGCGGUCAAGCCCGUGUACUUUGAGCUGGUUGGCAUCCAGAGGCUGGCGUCCUGUCAUAGGUUUCCUAGUGACCACUGGGGGAUCAUGGCCCACUUUGAUGUUCUAAACAAAUCGUGAGAGGUUUUCAAAUGUUUUCAAGUAAAAGCAGAAGCGUUGUUUUUGUUAUAAUGGCCUGUGAAACUUGUACAUUAAUGAAACAUACAUUUUUGUUGAAAAAUAUUCCGACAGGAAUGCUAGGGUAAAGGUAAUUGUUUCAGGUUAUAAAUACAUGGCUGAAAUGUGCUGCAGCUGAAGCACUUAAUGUGCUAUGGCUGAAGCACUUAGAAUAAAGUGCAAUUGCUGAUGCACUUAGAUUAAAGUGCUAUGAUUGAAAAUGCUAUUGCUGAAGCACUUAAAAGUGCUAUGGCUGAAGCACUUAGAUUAAAGUGCUAUGAUUGAAAGUGCUAUUGCUGAAGCACUUAAAAGUGCUAUGGCUGAAGCACUUAGAAUAAAGUGCUAUUGCUGGAGCACAUUGGUUAAAGUGCUAUGGCUGAAGUAGUGCGAUUUAAAUGCUACAGUUUAGUAGAUUAAAGUACUACUCCUAAAGGACUGAACUUUAAAAAAACAAUAUCUUGAAAAUAAUGUUCAUUAACUGAUGUCAAAUACUGUAUAUUUUUUAUAAGUAUUAUUUUCUAACCAUGCAUUUAUGUUUUUUUUUUAUUUUAUAAAAUGUAUUGUUGAAUUUAUUCAUCACAGAAUAUUGUUACACAUUAUUUCAGCACUAUCAAUAUGAGAAAUCCCUCAGUUAACUUUUAUGUUUGAAGCUAUUCUCCAAAGUAUGAACAGUUAGAUAAUAUGUAAAUACUUUUGAUUAAGUUUUUUUUAAAUGUCUUAAGUAACUAAUUUUAAUUUUUGUUAAUAUUAUAUUUGUGAAACACGCA